Messenger RNA from Delphinapterus leucas (beluga whale), 2325 nucleotides. The record is from RefSeq and is a predicted model, not a curated record. Lineage: Eukaryota; Metazoa; Chordata; Mammalia; Artiodactyla; Monodontidae.
CCCGGGGACUUGGGGCCGGGGAACCGGGGGCCGGGGGUCGCCGGGGUGGAAGGCGCCGCUUGCCGCCUGCCACGAGAGCAGGGAGGCCGGGCCUGGCAGCUGCGCGGCCGGGGGAGGGGACGCGGGGUGGGCCCCACCUGAGCCCCACCCCGCCCCCGCUCUGAGCGUGCGGAGCCGCGCAGCACGUGGCGCGCCGAGGCCCGGGCGCAGGGGCACCUUGCGGGAACCCGGACCCGAGCGGGCGUGGACGACCUGGCUCCCGGGCCUGAAACCCGUUGUCGCGGAGCUGACCUCUGCAAGGGGCGGGCGAGUUGAAGCAAGCACCAAGGGAGGAGGCCAUCAGCCAGGCAUAACCAAGAACGCCGUCACCAUGACAACCAGUCACCAGCCUCAGGACAGGUACAAAGCCGUCUGGCUUAUCUUCUUCAUGCUGGGUCUGGGGACGCUGCUGCCCUGGAAUUUUUUCAUGACAGCCACUGCGUAUUUCACAAACCGCCUGGACAUGUCCCAGAAUGCGUCCUUGGUCCCUGCUGAACCGAGCAAGGACAUCCAGGCUUCGGCCGGCCCCUCAGCACCCUUGCCAGAGCGGAACUAUCUCAGCGCCAUCUUCAACAACGUCAUGACCUUAUGUGCCAUGCUGCCCCUACUGCUGUUCACCUGCCUCAACUCCUUCCUGCACCAGAGGAUCCCCCAGUCUGUGCGGAUCCUGGGCAGCCUGGUGGCCAUCCUGUUGGUGUUCCUGAUCACUGCCAUUCUGGUGAAGGUGCCCCUGGAUGCUCUGCCCUUCUUUGUCGUCACCAUGAUGAAGAUCAUGCUCAUUAAUUCGUUCGGUGCCAUCCUGCAAGGCAGCCUGUUUGGCCUGGCCGGCCUCCUGCCCGCCAGCUACACAGCCCCCAUCAUGAGUGGUCAGGGCCUGGCAGGCUUCUUUGCCUCUGUGGCCAUGAUCUGCGCCAUCGCCAGUGGCUCGGAGCUGUCGGAAAGUGCCUUUGGCUAUUUUAUCACAGCCUGUGGGGUUAUCAUUUUGACGAUCGCCUGUUAUCUGGGCCUGCCGAGGCUGGAAUUCUACCGCUAUUACCAGCAACUCAAGCUCGAAGGGCCCGGGGAGCAGGAGACCAAGCUGGACCUCAUUAGCAAAGAUCCUUCCACCACCUGUCACCCCCCAGGAGAGGAGUCAAAAGCAGGCCAAGAGGAGGCCAGAGUUUCAGCCCCCAACUCUCAGCCCGCCGACGAAAGCCACUCUGUCUGCGUCAUCCUCAAAAAUAUCUUAGUCCCGGCUCUCUCCGUCUGCUUCGUCUUCACCAUCACUAUUGGGAUGUUUCCUGCCGUGGCUGCCGAGGUCAAGUCCAGCAUUGCGGGCACCAGCGCCUGGAGAGGCUACUUCAUUCCUGUGUCCUGUUUCCUGACUUUCAAUAUCUUUGACUGGCUGGGCCGGAGCCUCACAGCCUUCACCAUGUGGCCUGGGAAGGACAGCCGCUGGCUGCCGAUCCUGGUGCUGGCCCGGCUGGCCUUCGUGCCUCUGCUGCUGCUGUGUAACGUCCAUCCCCGCCACAACCUGGCCGUGGUCUUUGAGCACGAUGCCUGGUUCAUCUUCUUCAUGGCUGCCUUCGCCUUCUCCAACGGCUAUCUCGCCAGUCUCUGCAUGUGCUUUGGGCCCAAGAAAGUGAAGCCAGCCGAGGCAGAGACAGCUGGAGCCAUCAUGGCCUUCUUUUUGUCUCUGGGCCUGGCGCUGGGGGCUGUCUUCUCCUUCCUGUUCCGGGCAAUCGUGUGACCGAGGAUGGACGGAAGGAUGGCACCGGCCACCUGCUCCUGCCUUCCUUCUCCUUCAGGGAUGGGCAGGGGUCCUCUGGAGGUUUUCUUUACUAGCCGACUUCUGCUGUCUCACGGCCUGUGCUGGGCCCAGCAUCCGGGCCUGGAGGAGAGAGCCUCUGAGGAUGGACGGUGGGGACACUGUGGGCCUGAGAGUCAGAGUUGAGGGAGGGGACACAGCCUCUGUGUCUGCUCAUGUGCUCCCCGCACCCGCCCCCUGCACUUAGCUCUGAUCGAUCCCUGCCUGGCAGAGCGGCAGAGGCUCCUAGUCUCAGAGAGUGUAUGUCAUGUGUCUACCUGUUUGCCUGUACCAGGGGUGGCUAGGGGUCAGGACUGCUUGUUCUGAAGUCUUAUCUGAUACUUCUGCCCCCUUCUCCCCAUGUGCCUCUUCCCUCCACCUCCCCAUGUUCUUGCCCAUCAUGAACCCUGUACAGUCACCAUUUUACUGACUUUUUUUUACACUCAAACCAGGUGCCUUCAAAGGCUCUCUGAUUAAAUAAACUCUUUUUUUUUUUUUUC